This is a messenger RNA of Mesitornis unicolor (brown roatelo), 1300 nucleotides long. RefSeq names its product probable ATP-dependent RNA helicase YTHDC2. The annotation marks the transcript as partial. The record is from RefSeq and is a predicted model, not a curated record. Gene Ontology annotation, cellular component: intracellular anatomical structure. Gene Ontology annotation, molecular function: ATP binding; RNA binding. The transcript has 9 exons. Lineage: Eukaryota; Metazoa; Chordata; Aves; Mesitornithiformes; Mesitornithidae.
AUGGAGUGCUGUGUGGCUGCUGGGAUCACCAGUUACAGAGAGAUGUGGACAUACUGGAGAGAGUUUGGUGAAAGGCCACCAAGAAAAGGAGCAAAUCGAUUCCUGACUGUAAGGAAGAAGGAUGGUUCAGAACUAACACAUGCAGUAAUGACUUGUUGCUUGGCUCCCAGUACGAAACGUGCUAUUUGGAGUUUAAUUCAGAGAUUUCCUGUCACAAAGAAAGAACGAACAGAACUUCUGCCAAAGAUGGAGCGAGGAAAUGCAUGUGCAGUUGAAUCUGAAAACAGAGAAAUGAACAAGACAAGUGGGCGACUUAACAGCGGUAUCCCCCAGGUUCCAGUGAAAAGACAAGAAUCAGAGUUUGAUUUCUUCAGGCAAUCGCUACCAGUUUUUGAAAAGCAGGAAGAAAUUGUCAAAAUAAUAAAGGACAAUAAAGUUGCUUUGAUUGUAGGAGAGACUGGAUCAGGAAAAACUACUCAAAUCCCUCAGUUCCUUCUUGAUGACUGUUACAAAAGUGGAACUCCCUGUCGUAUAUUUUGCACUCAGCCAAGACGUUUGGCAGCUGUUGCUGUGGCUGAAAGAGUGGCAGCAGAAAGAAGAGAAAAGAUUGGCCAGACUAUUGGUUAUCAGAUCCGAUUAGAAAGCAGGGUUUCUCCAAAGACACUGUUAACAUUUUGCACUAAUGGCGUACUACUUCGCACCCUGAUUGCAGGAGACAGCACACUAUCGACAGUGACGCAUGUUAUUGUGGACGAAGUACAUGAGAGGGAUAGGAUCAGUGACUUCUUGUUAAUAAAACUGAGAGAUGUGUUGCAAGAACAAACUCAUCUAAAACUAAUUAUUUCUAGUGCAGCUCUAGAUGCAGAUCUCUUUAUUAGGUACUUUGGAAGUUGCCCAGUAAUACACAUACCAGGAACACCUUUUGAAGUUAAAGAGAUGUUUUUGGAGGACAUUUUAAGAAGCACUGGGUAUACAAACAAAGAGAUGGUAAAGUACAAAAAAGAGAAACAGCAAGAAGAACAACAGCAGAGCACUCUUACUGAGUGGUGUUCUGCACAAGAAACUAAUAGCAUACUGGAAUCUCGGAGACAAAUGUCUGUUCCAAGUACAACUGAAGAAUAUCGUCUGUUGGAUGAUGGUGGUGACACAGUAUUUAAUCAACUGACUGAAAAAGAUGAGGAUUGCCUUGAACCAUGGCUAAUAAAAGAAAUGGAUUCUAGUCUUUCUGACAUCUGGUUGAACAGAGAUGUUGAUUCCUUUGCUCAGGUGUUCCAUCUCAUUUUAACUGAAAAUGUCAGUG